GGACUUUGUUGACAUGUGACCAGCAUGUGAGCACUAACCUUGUGCAGGCCGUGUGCAACCAAAGUACACUCUCUCUCCCGUCAGUUUCUGGUACAAAACCGCCUGAUUAUCUCUCUUUCUCUACGGAGCUCCACUUGAGAGCCUUGACGACUGACGACCCGUAUUCACGUGCGAUUCCACAUACUUUUCUCAACAGUUGCCUGUUCACUGCAUCAAACGUCAUCAUGAACUCAAGCAAAUUGCCACAGUUGUAUUCUUACUGGAGAAGCUCUUGCUCUUACCGGGUAAGAAUAGUGUUGAAUUUGAAAGAAAUAGACUACAACACAGUACCCAUUGAUAUCUUCAAAGGGGGUGGAGAACAGUUCAGUGAUAACUAUCGUCAAAUAAAUCCAAUGAAGAAAGUUCCUGCCUUAGUAAUUGAUGGACACACAAUUGUAGAAUCGCUCAAUAUAAUGCAGUACUUAGAGGAAACGAGGCCACAAAAAUCACUCAUGCCAUUAGAUGUUCUCAAGAGAGCCAAGGUCCGUGAAAUUUGUGAAAUGAUCCAAUCAGGGAUACAGCCACUACAAAAUGUAGGUGUUGUGUCUCGUUUUGAAAACUUUGUAAAAGAAAAUCAAGAAAGUAUCAAAUUGGAAUGGGCACAAUAUUGGAUUAUUCAAGGAUUUACAGCUCUUAAUGAAGUUCUGACUGCCUCAGCUGGCAAAUACUGUGUUGGAGAUGACAUAACACUAGCAGAUUGUUGCCUCAUCCCUCAAGUUUACAAUGCAAGAAAGUUUAAAGUUGAUAUGCAGCAAUUUCCUAAUUUAUCUAGGGUUGCAACACAUCUGGAGAAUCAUCCAGCAUUCUAUGCUGCUCACCCCUCCAACCAACCCGACUGUCCGCAAGAAUUUAAAACCCAUAAAAUCUAAAAUAGUCCAUCGCACAAACCAAAAAUAUCUUAGGACAGAAAAGAUUUGUAUUCUUUUAAUGGUAAUAGUACAAGUAAAUGGAUUGGUAAGUCAGGAAUAGUUGUGUUCCCACAUUUCAUUCAGGAAAGUAUCACAGUGUAAUAGAAUAAAUAUGAAAAAUAUAA
This is a messenger RNA of Thrips palmi, 1072 nucleotides long. RefSeq names its product probable maleylacetoacetate isomerase 2. The transcript is spliced from 7 exons. Lineage: Eukaryota; Metazoa; Arthropoda; Insecta; Thysanoptera; Thripidae. Gene Ontology annotation, cellular component: cytoplasm; mitochondrion. Gene Ontology annotation, biological process: L-phenylalanine catabolic process; glutathione metabolic process. Gene Ontology annotation, molecular function: maleylacetoacetate isomerase activity; glutathione transferase activity. The coding region runs from base 225 to 908 and encodes 227 amino acids. The record is from RefSeq and is a predicted model, not a curated record.